Messenger RNA from Rhipicephalus microplus (southern cattle tick), 1516 nucleotides. RefSeq lists its product as uncharacterized. Lineage: Eukaryota; Metazoa; Arthropoda; Arachnida; Ixodida; Ixodidae. The record is from RefSeq and is a predicted model, not a curated record.
UUACGUAAUCGCGGUAUAAUCUAAGCGUCGUUCAUGUGACACGUGCCGCGCACUACUGCGAAGAAUGCGGCUGCGCCGUAAUCUGUCGUAGUCCCUCUUCCCUUUGUUUCAAAAUAUUUUUUUAUCUACAGAGAUGACCGCUCCGCCGCUCAAAACUAUAGGCGCUCCGCUUUCAACUACAGCUGUUUUAUCGCUAGCUUCACGUUACUAUCGCCGCGAAGGACGCACCCUCGUUCCCACGCCGUCUCCGUCCUCGGAAAAAUUGAGGCACUACCCGCCUGAGCGGGGCUCCCUCCGUCUCGGUGGGCCGAACUAUGAGCUGCAAGACCACGUGCCUUCAAGAUCCGGAGCCAUCGGGGGACUGGGACUUGGAGGACGUCUGCACGGUGCUGGGCGCGAUUCUGCUGCUGCUGGUGGGGGCGGUCGGCGUGCCGCUCUGCUUCUACUGGGAUAGCCGCUGCGUGCUGCUCACAAUCGGCUCGCUCGUGGCGCUGUGCAUCAUGGCGCGCGUGGUGCACGAGCGCCGCACAGCUGCCUACCACGUGCGGCACCGCUGGCUCUCGCUCACCACCUCGUUCUUGGUCCAGCACAGCCCGCCGGAGAGAGAGCCCCUCACCUCAUCCAGGGUCACCUACAGUGUCUGAACUUCCAUGCCUCGUCUGGCCUUCAACGGAGUGUGAGGGUUCGCCCUUUCCACCUUGCCUUUAUUCAUCCCUUUCGGGAAAGUGCUGAUGAGGGACUGCCAGAAUGCUCUGACUGGAGCAUUUCCCUAUCUCGGCAUCGUCUCUAGCUCUGCCAGAGGUAACAGUCCUGUACAGUGACGCUAUAGAGCGCAUCAAAUUUCACAUCCCCUGAUGAGGGAUUUUACACACCUCAUCUUUCUAUGGUCAGAGCUGCUUCCACUUCGUUUUCAAAUCUCCACAACUCAUUUUUUAGUCUACGGAAUGCCUCAAGACGCGUAAGGGCACAGAAGAAGAAAAUGGGAGGAAGUGAGAAAUUAUAUGCAAUUCCACUUUUUUUUUUUCAGUACACUCUAUGUGAGUGCUCAUUUUGUGGACAGUUCAUGGAGGUGUGCAAUACCUCACCGUCUCGAGAUACAUUGCUACACACAGCUUUCGCAUUUUACACCCUAAUAACCAAAGCUACCUCCGACUGUUCGUCACACUACUUAGCGGUGCUCUUUUUAAACUUCAUUUAUGUGUCAUGGCCGCUCACGAUACAUACAUAAUAAAUCGUGCAUUUCAUAAUCGCCACCAAUUGGGACAACUUCUCAGUCAUUACUCACACGCUUCAAAAUCGCACUCUUGGCUAUUUUAAUUCCACUUCAAAAAAUCUCGCCACUUUAAACUGAGCUGUAUAGGCAUAAAUAUUUAUUGCGAGCAUUUUAAAGUUUUUAUCUUAUUUUUAUUUCUGAAAGCACUUCUAUGCCUCUCCUUGUCACGUGUUACUGAUUUAUACGCAAUAAAAAUAGGCGGGAGAGGGUAGAAGCAGAGCAAUAAAUUACAGGUUUUAUUGU